AUUUUGCCCAAUUUUGUGAACAAAGGUGUCUCCAUGCCUAUACUCACAGGACAUACCUUUGCGCAUUCGUCGACAUCUGUUGUACUUGUAUCUGAAGAAGAACCGCCACUGCCAUCUGACCCAGCUGUGGAUGAUGUCUCCUCAGAACCUGCUGCAGAUGUUGUUGUUGUGACCAAAAGGAAGUUCAAUUUCAAAUCGCUAAUAAAGUCCCUCUGCCUACUGAGAAUUCAAAAGAAGAACCGCUUGCGAGCGUGCACAACAGGAAGCGCAAAGCUUCUGCUGUUUGACACCCACAGUCAAU
Messenger RNA from Cuscuta europaea, 301 nucleotides. Lineage: Eukaryota; Viridiplantae; Streptophyta; Magnoliopsida; Solanales; Convolvulaceae. The record is from the annotation of a GenBank genome assembly.